This is a messenger RNA of Dermochelys coriacea (leatherback sea turtle), 4512 nucleotides long. It is a transcript of the gene CCDC88B, whose product is annotated as coiled-coil domain containing 88B. The record is from RefSeq and is a predicted model, not a curated record. Gene Ontology annotation, molecular function: microtubule binding; dynein light intermediate chain binding. Gene Ontology annotation, biological process: cytoskeleton-dependent intracellular transport; cytoplasmic microtubule organization. NCBI's taxonomy places the organism in Eukaryota, Metazoa, Chordata, Testudines, Dermochelyidae. Gene Ontology annotation, cellular component: cytoplasm; centrosome.
AUGGGAGACCCAUCCCUUUGGAUCGGGGUUCAGAGCAAGCCUCCCACCCUAGCAGCAUUGGGGUCCCCAAUUGCCCCCAAGCUGGGGGUGGGGAGCGACCUACCGGCAGCUUUCAGGGGUUUCCCUCCUCCCACCCACAGCAGGUCUGCUGUGGGUGCUGGUUUCCUGGCGUCCCUGCAGGCCCCCCCCACCCCAGCCGCUCCCCACCCUGUGAUUGCGGAAGUUCCUCUUUGCGCAGCGCGGAAAACCAGAGCGGGGGGAGCCUGGCUGGGGUGGGGGGGAGCAGACGCACCUGUGUGCAGGGGCCCUCUUUGUGGGACCUGCACCAACCACAGAGACCCAAGCAGAGGAUGGAUGGGGACGGGCGUGGCUUGGAGAGCCUGGAGGACUUUGUCUCAGGUCCCCUUGUUACAUGGACCGACCCCUUGGCGUGCCCGGCCACCCCAGAGCCAGGAGGGUGACGAGAGGCUGCGACUCCAGACCCUGCAGGUCCUGCUGCAGCAGCUUCGUGCUUUCUACCAGGAUGAUCUGCAGCAGCUGAUUCUAAUGACUCCCCCUAAUGUGCAGCUUCUCGCCAGAGAGCCCCUGACAGAGCAGGGCAUCAAGGAGAUGCGGAAGCUGCUGCUGCUGCUGCUGGGGGCUGCUGUGCAGUGUGAGCGGAAGGCAGAGAUCCUUGAACGGAUCCAGGGGGACAUCGAGACCAGACUCGACGCGCUGGCCAGUGCCAUCCAGGAGGUAAGAACACCCACCGGUGGUGGGCUGAGCCUGCAGUGGGGGGCGCUGGCUGAGCUGCACCCCCUGGAGCUGACACGGGCGCAGGAUCUGUCCUCCCGGCUGCGGAGUCUGGUAGGGCGGAGCGGGAUACAAUGCGAGAGGCUGUGGGAGCUGCAGCAGGAGCGAGAGUUGUCGUCCCCCCAUGGGCCACUGUCCCCCGAGGGGCCGGACAAUCGCCAGCACCUUGGGGUGCAAACUGGCUGAUGCCAGGGCAAGGCCCGGCGCCUGCGCCAGGAACUGGAGGAGAAGGCUGAGGAGCUGCUGGAUCAGCACCAGGUGCAGGAGCUGGAGGCCGAGCUGAGGAGGCUGCGACAGGAGCACCAGGCGGUGGUGGGUGAGCGCCUGGCGGGCCUGUACCGGGAUGAGCUGGAUGCCAUGCGGGAGAAGGCGGCCCGGGCUGAGCGCCUGCAGGGGGAGCUCUCGGCCCUGAGGGAGCGACUACCUGCGUUGGAGCGGUGCCAGGGGAAACUGAAGGAGGAGCGGGCCUUCUCCCAGGCCCUGCUGGACAGCAACGCCCAGCUGGAGGGGCAGCUGGAAUCUGCCCGCGCCCGGGCCCAGCGCCUGUCCCAGCUCGAGAAGGAGAAUCUACUGCUGCGGAGUCAAUUAGAACAAGUUGAGGAGGAGCAGGAGCGGGAGCGUCAGCGGCUGGAGGAGCUGCAGCAGGAGAAGGUGUUGCUGGAGGGGGAGCUGAGGCAGAAUCUGGGGGUGCCCCAGCACCUGUCCUGGGAAGAGGAGCAGGAGCCCAGUGAGGCUCCCAAUGACAUUGCUGAGACUCCCAAGUCCCUGAGCUACGAGACCGAGGUGACAUCCAGCCGGCUAGCACUGGAGCGGGAGAACCAGGAGCUGCGCCGGAGGCUGCAGCAGGCACUAGAGGCCCCGGGAGAACCCAGGAGUCCGGGCCUUGAGCAGAAGAAUAAGGCCCUCAGCAAAGAGGUGCAGCGGCUGGGGGCAGAGCUGGAAGCCCAGCGGGCCCGGAGCUGCCAGGAGCGGGAGGAGCUGAGUGCCGCCCUGCUGGGGGAGAAGGAGCAGCUGGAGCGGGAGCUGCACAGCUUGCAGGAGCAGCGGCACUGCCAGCAGGAGUCUCUGCAGAGCCAGGGGGACCCAGGCGCCUGGGCCCAGGAGCAGCAGGAGGCACUGGCAGAGAGUGGGCGCCAGCUGUGCCAGGUGGAGGAGCAGGCAUCCAGCCUGCAGGAGGCAUUGCGCCGGCUGGAGGCCACUCAUGCCAAGGCCCUGGAGGGGCUGACGGCCUCCCAGGAGGCCCGGGGCCGCCUGGAGCAGGAGCUGCUGAGACUGCGGCAGGAGCUGGAGCAGCAGCGCCUGGAGGCCCUGCUUCUGGGGCAGCUGGAGGCCGAGGCCCAGGUGCUGGAGAAGGAGCGGGAGGCGCUGCGGGCAGAGUUGAGCCAAGCCGAGCGGGAGCUGGCGGAGGCCCGGAGCAGUCUGGAGGCAGAGCGGCAGCGGGCCGGGCGCCAGGCUGAACAGGCGCGGGAGGCCGCGGAGGAGUUACGGGCGUCCGAGCGUGAGCUGGGCACCCUGCAGCGCGGGCUGGAGCAACACAAGGCGGCCCUGGCCCAGCUGGAGGGCGAGCGAGGGGCGCUGGAGGCGGUGCUGAGCCAGGCGAGAGAGCGCCGGGCACUGGACAAGGAACGGCGUCUGCGGGCCCAGACCCAGGCCCAAGAGGAAGCCCUGGCAGAACAGGGCCGCCGGGCCGCCCAGCUGGAGGCCCAGAGCCGGCUGCAGGCGCUGGAGUUGGGCGGGCUGAGAGAGAGAGUGCAGCGGCUGCGGGAGCUGGAGCAGGAGAGCAAGGGGCUGCGGGAGCAGCUGGCAGCAGAGCGCAAGGCCGCAGCCGCUCUGCGGGAGGAGCUGCUGGGCGAGAAGGUGAAGGGGCAGGAGCGGGAGGCUGACCUGGUGCGGCUGCGGGAGCAGCUGGAGCGGAGGGAGGAGGAGCAGCGCCUCCUGGAGGAGCAGCAGGGCACCCAGCAGAGCCAAUACCAGAGCCUGGACAGGCUGGAGUCGUCCUUCAGGGAGAUGCUGGCUCUGAAGGAGGAGAAGAUUGGCGCCCUCCGCAGCCGGGUGGAGGAACUGCUCACCCUCAAUCAGCACCUGGGGAAACAGCUGCGCCAGGUGAAGAGCAGUCCUGGCCCACCACCUGAGGCUGUGGGGGCCGUGCAGCAGGGCCAGGACCCCGAGCCAACGCUGGGGCUUCGGGCUGAGCUGGAGAGUGACACCCUGAGCAAGCAUCUCAUUGAGGGGAGCGCAGCGUAAAACGCGGCGCUGCUGGCAGAGAAAGAGGCUCUGAUGGGGCGACUGGGGCAGCUGGAGUCGCAGCUGGGUGCCCUGCAGGGGGAGCUGCUGAGCCUGCAGGGGCAGAGGGGCCUGCGGGAGGAGAGUGGGCGGCUGCAGGCCCAGUGUGGGGCCCUCCAGGUGGAGCAGGCAGCGCUGCGCUCCCAGAAGGCAGCCCUAGAGGCCCGGCGUCGGAGUGGGGAGCGACUGGCAGGGCUGGAGGCUGAGGUGCGGGCAGCCCGGCAGGAGAGGGACGAGUGGCGCGGGCGCCACGAAGGGCUGGUGCGCAACCAUGACAAGCUGGCACUGCUGCAUGAGCGCCAGGGCGCUGAGCUGGAGGGGCUGCUGGGCAAGCAGGCCGGCCUCAAGGGGGCCCUGCGGGCACUGGAGCAGGAGCACCGAGAACUGCAGGACAGGCACAGCCAUCUGGUGGCACAGCAGGCCGGGCUGGAGCAGCGGGAGACAGCCCUGCGGGGGGAGCGGGAGCGGCUGGAGGGGGCUGAGCGGGAACACCGGCAGCUGGGGGAACAGCAUGCCAGGCUGCAGGACGAGCAUGCACGGGUGCAGGCGGCGCUGGCAGCAGCCGAGCGAGCACAGGAGGAGCAGCAAGGGGAGCUGCGGGGCCUGCGGGGCCGGCUGACGGGACUGCAGCUGGAGCAGGCGCGGCUGGAGGCUGAGGGCACCGCCCUGCGGGAGCAGAACCACCAGCUGGAGGUGGCGCUGGGCCGGAUCGGAGACCAGUGUGAGCUCCUGGCCCAGCUGAAGGGGAACCAGGAGGAGGAGAACCGACACCUGCUGCAGGAGAUCCAGAAACUGAGCAAGGAGAACCGCACCCUGCUGGAGCGCAGCAUGGAGAGCCGGGAGCAGUAUCACUCGGAGCAGCGCCAGCACCUGGAUAAGCUGAACGAGCUGCGCCGGGAGAAACAGAAGCUGGUGGAGAAGAUAAUGGACCAGUACCGAGUGCUGGAGCCAGCACUUCCCAAGAGCAAGAAGAGCAACUGGAUCGCGGACAUGAUGAAGAAGCUAAUGAAGCCACGGCGUGAGCCCUGCCGGGAACAGCAGCGCCUGGCGGAGGGGCCCAAUAGCAUUGAGAACCUGCCGGGACUUGGGCAGGAUGGACGCGCACCUGAUGGGGACUCCAGCACCCCUGCUUCACCUGUGCCCCUGCGCAAGGCCAGCAGCAUGCUGAGCCUGCCCGACACCCAGAGGAUGUACCUGCGGCUAAAUCGGCGCAAGCUGAGCUCCCGUGUCCUGGUCAGCGAGUCCUUCGGGCCUGGGGACGACCCCCGGCAGCGCUUCCGCCAGCGCCAGCGCCCCCUUGCCUUCCUGGGGGGCUCCUGCGAGGAGGCCGCUGUCUCCUGGGAGCCCCAGGAGGGGCAGAGACUCCCCAGUGCUGGCAGCGAGGGAGAGGCCCGGGGCGGCGGCGGCACCAGGAAGCGCCGGGCCCGGGCCAUGUAA